CGGAGGGGAGGAGGGAGCUGCUGUAUUGUAGCGCCUGCGGGCAACGCUCCCAGUCAAUAUAUAUGUGCACUCCCGCUCCUGCGCUCCUGUUUGAGCGGGACGCGCUGCCCUCUCAGUGCCGCUGCGGAGGAGUGACAGCCAGCCUCACCGGGACGCUCUCCAGGUGCGGAUGAAUACGUUUCUUCUCUUCUUUCAAGCACCUCGUGGCAUGCAAGCAGGAUUUUUAUUCCAGGCAACCAGCUCAUCAUCCUGACAACCACCUAAGGCUCAAGAAAUGCUCUUUUUCAUCUAUCUUCCAAACUGAGGAAAAUCUCACACCCAGUGAAAUGUACCCUGGCACAAAAGACAGAAAAUCUAAAAAUCUAUCUUGAAUUAACAUCCAUUUGAUACGAUCGCAUAAACUUUAUAAAUAUCAAGACUCAAUCAUGUCCAAGGACGAUGCUUGUAAAGUGACAUCUGCCAGCAAACACAAGGAGCGCAAACCGAAGAAGCCUCACUAUAUUCCCCGGCCAUGGGGCAAACCGUACAACUACAAAUGUUUUCAGUGCCCCUUCACCUGCAUGGAGAAGUCCCACCUGUACAACCAUAUGAAGUACAGCCUGUGCAAGAACUCCCUUUCUCUCCUCAUUGAGUCAGACUGGCCAUAUAAAAAGGGCAACAUCCUGCACCCAGAGCAGCUACGACCAUUUCAGCAGGCACACGGUCUUCAAGCUACUGGGAAAGAUGGGCGAGACCAAGUAACAGGGACUGAGGAGAGGCAAAGGCAACGGAGGACCAUUGAGGAGGAAGGUGAAGACAGGGAAAUCCAGGGGCCAGAAGAUGAAGAGGAGGCAGGACGAGGAGAGGAAGUAGAAGUCUCUGGGCUGACGAAGGAGAGCUCCAGUAACAGCAGCGGAGACUCUGCAGAGUGCGCUACCAAGAAAACCAAACAGCCAGAGUCAGAUCUUCUGAUGGCUGAUGUGCUCUCCCUGGAAGAUCAGCUUUUACGAGCACGCUCAGUAGAGGUAGAGGCUCAACUAAAACAUUAUAAGCUAUCCAAGACAUGUCUAACAGCUCCUGGCCUGCUGUCGGAGCAGUGGCGGCUCUUCGCGUCCAGCCACACUAAGGCCAAAGCUGAAGGUGCGCAGCCCAGAGUGAGUAGUUCAAUCCCCUGUUACCCUCCUCCACCAAACCUGGUGGAUUACCAGGAUCCCACUGGACUCAACCUGUCAAUGCUUGGGGUAGGCUACCCUAUCAGCCCCAGCCUCUUCUCUUAUAUGAACUCAGCCAUUCCCACUGCCACCACAGGCGUCACCGCACAGACCCAUGCGCAGCUCGCACAGCUUCCCUUCCUGGCAUCAGCUGCUCAGCUAAUGCACCCAGCCUCCAGCACCCACACAGACAGAGCUCUUAUUCCCCCUCGCCUCUACUACCCCUUCCUAUGUGAACACACAUUCGGACCAGCCUCCAGUCAGAGUGAUGCCAGCAAAGUGCUCAAGACAUCUCCAAACAGUCUAGAAGCAAAUCCCCUGUCUGGUUUCCAGCCAAAAGUUAAUCUAUGGAAAGUGCCUGCUUUGCGGCCAGGGGCAGCUGCAGUCUCCCCUGCUGGCUGGGUGUCACCUCAGAAAGACUCUCCUGACCAGGGCUAUAGGCUGGGGGAUAAACUUCACAUUGCAGCCAAGGAAAGUAAAGCAACAUGGGGUCUCAAGAGAACAGCUGCCCCACUGGGGAACCAUGAGGCACCUAUGGAGAAGAAGUCAGCCAUGGGUUUCACUUUGGAUCUUCUGAAGAAUAUUCAGAAUGCAUCAACUCUUAAUAUGACAGCAGACAAACUUCUCUUCCAUGGCAGUUUACAGGAUGCUCAGCUUCAGACCCAGCCCAGUGAACUGUGGUACAACGAUCCUCUCACCAGUCCAAACAGUGAAACAUCUUCUCUUUCUACCUGUGGGAGAUCCACUAACCAGGAAUCAACUGCAACCAAGACAACAGGGGAGGGAGCUUCAGAGUCAGUGGCUGCUCUCCUCACUGACCUGUCCAAAGCCUUGCAGGAGUACCAGGAGGCUGAGCGCAAAAUCUCCCACCUGGAGAAGGAGGACCUUCCCGCCCAGCACCACCUCUGGGAACACCUGAGCAAAAUCCGCAGCGAGCUCUCCCACAUCCACCAGGCGCUGGAGCGGACUGCUCGCCAGAGUGACGGGCCUCUCGACCUGUCAGUCAAGAGAGGCACGUCAGAUUCAGUUGGUGACCACGUCAUGACAGAUGAUGGCAGCCUUAAGGGCAACACGACGGAGACAGAGGACGAGGACGACGAGCUGGAGGAUAAAAAGGAGGAGGAAGAGAAUGACAGUGAGAGGACAGCGAUGAAGGCUUCAUUGGAGAGUCGUAAGCAAUCAUUGGACAUGCUGAUCAAGAUGAGUCAGGCGGCGGUUUUAAACACAGAGGUUCUCUCUCCCGGUGGUCUUGGCAUGAGGCCCAGUUCUGCUGAGGCCUUAUGGCCAAGCAGAACCACCAAGUGUGAGGCAGACUCCAGCGUGCUGCUGUGCCCCGACGGCCGAUCAGUGGUGUUCACCGAGAUCCCCUCGUCUGCCAAAACCCAAAAGAGGCCCCCAUCCAUACAGCGACUAGAAGCCCAAUGCCCUCUGAGCCCUUUGACAGCUACUGAUAAUUAAACUUGUGUUCUUCUGACUGCAACAUUUCUGAUUCCAGACAGUUGUUCAAACGCAGUUGUCUUCAUUAUUACUGGCAUGUCUUUGAUUUUCACUGGCUGGAGGAGGACUGUUAGUCUUACUCUCAGUUUAACUUCACAAAAACCUCAAAUAUUUUGCACCUUAUGAGACAUUCAGAGAAUGAAUGAAAAUAUUUGAAAGGAAAGUUUACAAAUGCACUACGGACAUUGAUUGUUACAAUAAGAUUCUGUGAGAUACAAUUUUCAAAUGUAACAUCAGCACUUAAUUGUGAUAAUUUGAACAUUUAAUUCCAUUAAAAUCAUGUUGUGAGACAAUCCUUUGAAUGGAUUUGUGAAUACUGUAAUAACAAUAAAUGUAAGUAAAAUGUUUUAAAGGGUAAAUGGUUUUAUAUGGAUGAUGUCAUGUUGGACUGCAUCAUUUCACUUGUUGUCGAUAAACUGUAUUAUAGACACUGUAUUUCUUUGAAUAAACUAAGUAAAAAACAAAGAGGCUCAUUCUUCUUAAGUAAAGUAAUAAAAGGGAUAAUG
Molecule: messenger RNA, 3193 nt
Organism: Scatophagus argus
Lineage: Eukaryota; Metazoa; Chordata; Actinopteri; Scatophagidae
Gene: prr35
Product: proline rich 35
Exons: 4
Coding region: 426-2648 (740 amino acids)
Source: RefSeq, a predicted model, not a curated record